Molecule: messenger RNA, 763 nt
Organism: Austrofundulus limnaeus
Lineage: Eukaryota; Metazoa; Chordata; Actinopteri; Cyprinodontiformes; Rivulidae
Gene: pcbd1
Product: pterin-4 alpha-carbinolamine dehydratase/dimerization cofactor of hepatocyte nuclear factor 1 alpha
Exons: 4
Coding region: 154-462 (102 amino acids)
Biological process (GO): tetrahydrobiopterin biosynthetic process
Molecular function (GO): 4-alpha-hydroxytetrahydrobiopterin dehydratase activity
Source: RefSeq, a predicted model, not a curated record
UUCCACUCAGGCAUCUGCUGGGGCAGCUAAGCAGGACCCAGAGCUCCUGUUGUGGAUGGUUUAACUCCAGUUGUGCUCACUGGAGCAACAGGCAGCAGGAGCCGAACUCCUCCUCACCCAGUUACUCCCAGUGUGUAGAAAUACACAUCCAACAUGGCGGGUAAGAUCCAGAGUCUGACCGAAGAGGAGAGGGCCCACCUGCUCCCUCUGCUGCGCAACGCCCAGUGGGUGGAGGUCGUGGGGCGGGACGCCAUUUAUAAAGAGUUCAUUUUCAAAGACUUCAACCAGGCUUUUGGUUUCAUGUCCAGAGUGGCUUUACAGGCUGAGAAGAUGGACCAUCAUCCUGAGUGGUUCAACAUCUACAACAAGGUCCAGAUUACUCUCAGCACACAUGAAUGUGGGGGAUUAUCUCAGCGGGACAUCACAAUGGCCACCUUCAUGGACCAGGCGUCUCUGAUGUGAACGAACCAUCAGAUGACCCGACAUGGAAAAAUGUGACCACGUGUCUGAAAAUCCAAAGAAAACUUUGGUUUCAUUGUGAUAAUUGCGACUGGUCUGUAGUUUUUGGUCUGUGGUGGAAAAACUUAAAUUAGCUGAAGAAAAUUAUAAAAUAACUGAAUUGGCAACCUUCCAGAUGUUUUUACAGAAAACAUUAAGUGGUCUUUUUUUUUUUUUUUUUGCCUUAAUGAGGGUCGUUAUGUGCCAAUUGUUUUUCUACGUUAAUAAAAAGUUACAGUUUUAUUCCCACCGUGAAAAAGCAAAA